UAAAAGCCCACGUCUCGUCGUUCUCUGGCUCAGUCGAGUUGAGUUUUCACGGCGUGAACAACAGUGUGCGUUAUUGGUUCCUGAUUCUGCGGUUCUCCAAUCCUUUUUGUUCCAAUCCAACUGAAAAAAAAAAUCAAAAGUUCAUAUUGUUAAGCGGCAAAAACAACAAUAGCGAAGGUGAAUAAGGCAUAAUAAACAACACACGCAACUGAAUGGUUGUGGGUGUGCGAGUGUGUGUAUGCGCGUGUGAAGGAGCCUUUUAGUAAACACUCACACACUUGUGUAUUUUUUUUUCUGUGAGCCACAAGAUAUUUGAGUGCAUUUUUUGCCAUUUGCCUUGCCAACCCCUCUCCCCCGCACGCAUAUAAAAAGAGAAAGAGAGGGAGGGAAAAAAAGGAGCCCACGAAGAAAAGCAACAACUAUUAAACAGGCUCCUCAUCGUAUAAAAGCAGCGCAGCCGCCGUCGACGUCAACUGCAGUGGGCCAACGUCGUUGCAGUCGUGUCGUUAGUUUUUGUUCUUGUUGCAGCAUCAAAGACAGAAGUAGAGAGAGCGAGCGAAACAGCCGGAGAGACAAAAAAAAAAGCACUUAGACAAAAAAGAAGCCACGCACCUGGUGCCACAGUACAAAACCCAAACAUCUACAAUAUCCGAGCUGUGCAUUCCAAGGGGAUAACGAGGAACGUAUAUCGAAGAGUUUGAGAACAUCGUCAGCAUGGACGUGGAAUCGAAUAACAAACGCGCCACCAACGGCGGCCGUCAGUUCACCCCACCGUCGGACUCCGAUUCCAAGGAGAGUUCCGUCGAGCGUGAGCUGAACGGAGAGAUCGAGGCGGUGGAGCUAAAUGGGAGUGGCAGUGGCGGCCACUCGAACGGGCAUGUUAAGAAGCUGAUGGCUGUCGAGGAUGGCAGGAUUAAGCGUAAGGCCAAGCGGCUCAUCCAAAGACAGAAUAGUGGUUCCGGCGGCAGUGCCAAUCAAACCAAUGGCAAUGGAGCUGCUGUCGCUGGUGGAGCAAGUGUAACGGCGCUGGGAAUCAACAGAAUUAUGCCGUCGCCCGGUGGCUAUGUGGUGCCACAUCGACGCUGGAAGAACAGCCGACGUUCGCGAACCCUGAAUCGUGGUCGCGGACUACCCAAAAAGGGUGGUGGUGGCGGCAAGGGCGUCUGGGGAUUGCCCGGUUCCGAGGCUCUGGCCGAGGUCUAUGAGGACGAGAAUGAUCCCAACUACGAUAGUGAGUGCAACGAUCGUAAUGUGGAGCUGCGCGAGGUGAUCACUGAGAUAACACCCGAGGAGUUCUUUAAGCUGGCGGAGCCCAUUGUCUUGGAGUACUACGAGCACGGGGAUCCGCACGAGGUGGCACUGAGCUUUGAUGAGAUACUGCAGGCUCCGAUGCGCGAGCACGUCACCAGCAUUCUCGUGGAGAUCGCCAUGGAUCACAAGGAUUCGCAGCGUGAGAUGACCUCGGUGCUGAUCUCCGAUCUCUACGGACGCGUUAUUACCGGCAAGGAUAUUGAGAAGGGCUUCAACAUGCUGUUGGCCAAUCUGCCGGAUCUCGUUCUGGACACUCCAGAGGCGCCAAUCAUGCUCGGCAACUUUAUGGCCCGCGCCGUGGCCGAUGACUGCAUUCCGCCCAAGUUUGUGGCCAAGACGGGUGAGGAGCUAAGACGUUUGGGACUGGGCGAACAUGCCGAACAGGCCCUCCGCCGUGCUGACUCGCUUAUCUACAAGCAUGUGUGGGCCCAUUUGGACAAUGUCUGGGGCAUGGGUGGGCCACUGCGUCCCGUGAAGACGAUCACCAUGCAGAUGGAGCUGCUGCUCAAGGAGUACUUAUCCUCGCGCGACGUGGCCGAGGCACAGCGCUGCCUGCGUGCCCUCGAGGUGCCACACUAUCAUCACGAGCUCGUCUACGAGGCGAUUGUCAUGACACUGGAGUCACUUAGCCAGACCACCGAGGAGGCCAUGUGCGAGCUGCUCAAGCAGCUAGAUCUCACCUGCCUGGUGCUGCCCGCGGGCAUGGAGCAGGGUUUCUUGCGCGCCUUCGACGACAUGGCCGACAUCGUUUUGGAUGUGCCCCUGGCCUAUAUAAUACUCGAUCGCUUCGUCGAGCGCUGCAAUCGCGCCGGAUUCCUAACCGACAAGAUUAUAAACAAUGUGCCAUCGCGCGGACGCAAGCGUUUCGUUUCGGAGGGCGACGGCGGCCACGUGAAGCCGACUACCUUCACCAUGCGUGAUUAAAUCAUGGGGACAACGGGGACGUUAUAUGCAGCACAUGCUUAUAUGACAACUGCCCCCAGAGCCACCCACUGACAACUAGAGGAGCAACAAGAGCGAAGCAAACAUUAAACAAAAACAAAAAACACCAAAUUACAAAAAAAAAAAGAAGAAAAUUCAUACGAACGCAAAGAGUAAAUACAACAUUUAUAAGAAACAAAAGACGAUAUGAAGAAUUUGUCGCAAACUUGAUAAAAAGAACUUAUCUUCAGAAUCCAGAUAAGGUCAACACACAAAACAAAAAAAAAAAGAACAAAAAAAUGCAAACAAUCAAUCGGAAUUUGAUCUCCGUUUAAACUAUAUUCAUUAUUAUACUACAUAAACACCUACAACGUAUAUCUUACCUACAUGUAACUACCAGCGUAAUUCGGAAGUAUAUUUUAAAUAUUUGUUAAAAACGAGAUGAGUGAAACGAUCACAAAAAAGAAGAAAGAAACGAGAAUCCAGCCAAAAGAGUACGCGGAAACCACGAGCAGGAGCAGCAGCAGGAACAGGAGCAGAGAUGGGUCGCUAUUGGUGGCUAGGAUCUCGCAUAAAGGAUGCGAGUUGGCGUACUUAGCACGCCCGUCAUUAUUAUGAUGCCACAUGAAAUCAAAGCAUAUUAUUUACACGAAACUGUUAUAGGCACUCGUACACCACACACCUUUUGGGUUGAUUGAAUUGAACUUGUAUUGAGACGAACCAAUGAUGAUGAUUUAUGCUAUCAACGCAAUCAAAACUGAUGAUUACACAAAACAAAUUCCAUUGACUUGAAAUUGAGAGAAAACCAUUUAUAAUAUUCCUAUGCGCAUCGAAAUCAUGAUUUUCCUUCAUUUUUUUGUAACUUUGAGUGUCAGAAGACUAACAUAAUUAGGCUUAGUUUUACUUUAUACGUAUAUUUACCCACGGAUUCAUCUUAUUCUGCUUGCUUUUUUUUUUGAUUGAAUAAAAGCUGCAUUUUAAAUGAUAAGAAAAAAAGACUUUGUUUUCGCCGCACUUAUAUUUUAAAAUGUUCACACACUUCAUGAAGAAACAAAAUUCGACAUAUUCUUAAACAUGCGCGCCCCACACAUCUAUAUAUAUUAAAUAUAUAUAUCUACAUAUAUAUAUAAACUAAUGUGUUAAAAGCAGAAAAUAUACAUCAAAAAUAAAAUUAAAAACUUA
Molecule: messenger RNA, 3414 nt
Organism: Drosophila simulans
Lineage: Eukaryota; Metazoa; Arthropoda; Insecta; Diptera; Drosophilidae
Gene: Pdcd4
Product: programmed cell death protein 4
Exons: 4
Coding region: 715-2235 (506 amino acids)
Biological process (GO): negative regulation of DNA-templated transcription
Cellular component (GO): cytosol; nucleus
Source: RefSeq, a predicted model, not a curated record